Papilio xuthus (Asian swallowtail) is the source of this 1116-nucleotide messenger RNA. RefSeq lists its product as uncharacterized. NCBI's taxonomy places the organism in Eukaryota, Metazoa, Arthropoda, Insecta, Lepidoptera, Papilionidae. Bases 102 to 773 code for a protein of 223 amino acids. The transcript has a single exon. The record is from RefSeq and is a predicted model, not a curated record.
UAAUGUAUACAGUAAAGUAAUUGUUUUUGAAAUUCGUUUUCAUUUAAUUUUCAAAGUAAAUAUUAAAAGAUUUAUCGUAGUACUAUUUUACUAAAGCUAUUAUGUCUGGAUAUCUCUGGGGGGUAGCGCAUCUAGUAAAUGAUCCCUCUAACGAGCUACUGGAAGCCAUUCAAAAACGGCUAUUCAAAAUCGAAAUUAAUAAGCCUCCAGGUAAUGAUAUUGAGAAAAAAUCAACCGAAACUAUUGCUCCCUUGCCUACACCAAGGCGAAAAGAGACUGCCAUUGAUACGACCGAUUUGGAAAGUAAUUUAAAGGCAAUUAGAAGUCAAAAUUUGCGCUCUCAACACGUUCAAGUAGGCAAAGUACCACCAGUGAAAAAAGAAAAGUCACUUCAAUGCCGGUGCACCACUCAUACAGCUUGCAAAAGUACAAGCGUUCAAAAAAUAAAUUACACGGAUCACAGCUGCGGCUCUCAAAACCUUAUCAUGAAAGAUGAACACGCCAGUCCGCGUAGUGAAAAGAUUUGUCAAGCUCAUAAAGAAACAUUAUUACUUUUACAGCAGUGGACAUCUGUUGACUUUAACAGAAAAAAGAAAAAGCGUUAUUUACGUAACCUCAUGAAAAGUAUGAUUCACAAUAUUGUUAAUUAUUUUAAUGUACAGAAGAUUGAACCAUUCUCUCAAUACCCUUACACAGAAAAAGAAAAAAUGCAGUUAUUUAGAUGUGCCAGUAUUCACAAGAUAGAAAAUAAAUCACGAAAGUAUUAUUUUUAGCUUUUUUAUUAUACUCAAGAUUUAUUUUCAAAUGUUGUUUUCUAGUGGAUUGUCAUUUUUCAUGUAUUUUGUGGCAUCACUAAAUAAGAGGUGCAAGCUCUCACAUUAAAUAUGAAUAAGAAUUUUUAAACACAAUGUCUUGUAUUUCAGUAAAACAACUUUAGUAAGUAAAUAUUACUUGAAAACACUUUUUUGUUAUUUGUUUAUAAUGCUCCUGACUUCUGACACAUUUUAGUUCAAUUUUCUUUCUACGAAAGCUUUUGUACUCAACUUGAAACUGUCGCUUGUCGUAAAACCCGUUGUAAGGAAACAACAAACGAGAGUUUAAUAUUGGAAGAUGUGA